GCAUCGUAUGCUCAGCCGCCUUAGUCGACUUGCUCGCCACUUUGCUACGAGUUCCACUAGACCAACUAUAACGAUGACGGUGCCUACCACCACUGAAGCUAUCACCAUCCCCCAUAUUGGAGGCAUAGAGGUCAUCGAGAAGAACACCAUUCCUCUACAGCACAACCCAAGCAACCUCGUUAUCAAGGUUGAUUACGCUGGUGUUAACUUUAUCGACACCUACUACCGGAGUGGCCUCUAUCCCUACCCAUCUUUCCCAGCUGUUAUCGGGAAAGAAACGGCUGGUACGAUUGUCGCACUACCCACGGAUCCAAAGGUCUUGGAGGAUCCUACCUUCAAGAAGCAGGGGUUCAAAGUCGGGGGCAAAGUCGCUGCUGAUUACCUCGGGACACACGCCAGCUACAUUUCCGUCCCUCCGAAAUAUGCCUAUCCAGUUCCCGACUCUGUCUCGACCAAGACUGCUGCUGCUGCCCUCCUCCAGGGUCUAACGACCAUUACCUUUGUCGAGGAGGCGUACCCGGUCAAGAAGGGCGAUGUGAUCCUUGUGCACACCAUUGCGGGAGGCCUUGGUUUGCUGUUUGCUCAGCUAAUCAAGCGCAAGGGAGCUACGGUUAUCGGGACGACGUCCACUGCUGAGAAGGCAGAGCUUGCAAAGGCUCACGGCGCCGAUCAUGUCAUUUUGUAUCCUGUUGAGGAUACGGUCCAGAGAGUCUUGGAACUCACCAAUGGAGAGGGUGUCGAUGCUAUCUUUGAUGGUGUUGGGAAAGACACGUUCGACAACAAUUUCAAGAUGAUCAAGCGGAAAGGAACUAUUGUUUCUCUUGGGAACGCGUCGGGUGCGGUCGAGCCUUUCUCCUUGCUCCGACUGGUGCAGAAGAAUGUCAAGAUCUUGAGACCGACAAUGACCAACUAUGUGUUCACCGCGGAGGAGGCAGAACAUUAUGGUUCACGACUCUUCAAAGAAGUUGCGAACGGUGACUUGAAGAUCAACAUCUUCAAAGAGUACCCAUUCACGGCCGAGGGUGUAAAGCAAGCACAGAGUGAUUUGACGGGGAGAAAGACGACAGGGAAGCUCCUGAUCAAAGUCAAUCCCGAUGCACAGUGA
Molecule: messenger RNA, 1105 nt
Organism: Coprinopsis cinerea okayama7#130
Lineage: Eukaryota; Fungi; Basidiomycota; Agaricomycetes; Agaricales; Psathyrellaceae
Exons: 7
Coding region: 8-1105 (365 amino acids)
Biological process (GO): cellular response to oxidative stress
Cellular component (GO): cytoplasm
Molecular function (GO): quinone reductase (NADPH) activity
Source: RefSeq, a predicted model, not a curated record